Messenger RNA from Bicyclus anynana (squinting bush brown), 1466 nucleotides. Its product is annotated as facilitated trehalose transporter Tret1-like. Gene Ontology annotation, cellular component: membrane. Gene Ontology annotation, molecular function: transmembrane transporter activity. Gene Ontology annotation, biological process: transmembrane transport. Lineage: Eukaryota; Metazoa; Arthropoda; Insecta; Lepidoptera; Nymphalidae. The record is from RefSeq and is a predicted model, not a curated record. Bases 15 to 1466 code for a protein of 483 amino acids. The transcript has 8 exons.
GUGCAAAAGUUAGAAUGAAUACUGAAAAAGUUAAACCGUCAGCGUUUUUAGUACAAGCAUCGUCUGCUUUUAUAAUUGCCUAUCUAACCGCAUUAACUGGUUUUACGUACGCCUGGCCAUCGUUUACUAUGGAGAUGUUUAAGUCAAAUUCAACAGUGUUAAGUGCUCCUAUGUCAGUCACAGAAGCAUCGUUAUUGGGCAGUUUGAUAAACAUAGGUGGUUUGAUAGCGACACCUUUUUGUGGAUUUGCAGUUGACAAGUUUGGGAGGAAAUAUGCGGCUAUUUUGUUUGGAGUACCUUUUGUGAUUGCCUGGGGUCUUAUAUAUGUGACAAAAUCAGUAAAUAUAAUACUUUUAUCUAUGUGGUUAGGUGGUUUUGGUGCUGGCGGACAAGGGGUAUCUUCAGUCUAUAUAUCAGAAAUAUCACAGGAUUCUAUAAGGGGUGCUUUAACAUCAGCAUGUGUUUCAGUAUUUUUAUUGGGACUCCUAUUCUCUUAUAUUAUCGGAGGAUAUUUGUCAUACAACCAAGUGUUACUUGUUCAUUUUUCACUGUCAGUACUGUAUAUUUUAAUGCUGAUGUUAAUAAAAGAAUCUCCAGUUUACUUAUUAAAACGAGGAAAGAUAAAAGAAGCAGCAGAAUCUAUAGCCUUUUAUCGUCGAGUAGAUGUAAACUCAAUUGAAGUUCAAAAGGAAAUUGAAAAAAUCAAAUUACAGCUUGAUCCGAUGAUAGAUAAGAUAUUGCAAGGCGGCGAUGAUGUAUUAGCAAUGACUGAAACGGGCCAGAAUUUAGUUGCUCAACCGAGCAAAACUGAUUCACCAUGGCAAUUUCUAAAACGAUCUGAAUCAUCUAAACGAGCGUUAGUAUCGGUGCUUAUAGUUAUGAGCGUAGUGAUUCUCAUGGGGUCGAUAGUGAUGCAAAUAUAUGCGGAAUCCUUGUUCCGAGAGGCUGUGCCUACAAUGCAUCCAAACACUUGCUCUAUAUUGUUAGCUGUGGAUUACUUGCUCGCUAGUUUACUUUGCGCUUGCAUGGUGGACAAAUUGGGACGAAAGAAUCUCAUGACCGUAACAGCUAUUAUAUCUGGAAUAUUUACUAUUCUACUUGGAUCUCAACUUCAAAAGCGCUGGGCGCCUCACUGGUUCACCGCAUUCGUUAUAUACGGAUACAGUUUUGUCUACAAUCUUGGAGUCGCUGUUGUGCCUCUUAUACUCACCGCCGAAGUCUUCUUGCCGGAGGUUCGAGGGCUCUGCAAUAGCUUGUCUAUGGCUUGUAUGUGGAUCACGAAUUUUAUAGUUAUAUUCAUCUACAAUCCUUUAGUGAUGACCUUCGGGGCAGGCGCCACAUUCUACAUUUUUUCUGUGGUCUGUUUUAUCGGCGCAGCUUACAGCCACAUCUGUCUACCGGAGACAAAGGGUCUACCAGCAGAUAAAAUACAGUUGUUGUACUUAAAAAAGAAAUAUUUCAUUUAA